Messenger RNA from Symbiodinium sp. CCMP2592, 1485 nucleotides. Lineage: Eukaryota; Dinophyceae; Suessiales; Symbiodiniaceae. The record is from the annotation of a GenBank genome assembly.
AUGUCGGCCGAGAAGGUUUCCAACCCGAACAAGCGAGGGCAGGAGCAUGUGCUGCUGAAGAGCACCACGGUUGGGUAUUUCUGUUCGAAAUGCAAACUGUAUGGCCAAGAUCCUUCAGCUAUCCGCCCACUGCCCUGUGUGGAGAUCGUUUUCAACUCAGACGAUGAGGCCGAGUCCCCCAAGCCGAAGCAUGCUGAUCUGAGAAAGAAAACCAAGCUUCUGAGGGAUCUGAAGGAGGAGACGUUGUAUCUCGAGCAAUUGCUCCUGAUGAAGAAGAAGGAAGCCCGGAAGAGGGAGCUCGCAUCUGCUAAGGAAGCUGCCGUUUGUGCCGCUAAAAGCAUGGAGGACGAGAAUCUUUCAAAGCCGGGUUGCUUGGACAACAUCGAGACCCAGCUCAUGCUAUCGCCAGGCCCGUCCCCUCCCAAGCCGCGAAGGUUGGAGAUGCCAAGCCCAACCCCAGAGCCAUCUGAGCCAAUCACGCCGACUGAGCGCGAGUCCCCCAUCUCGGACAACACACGUGCCCAGCUUCAAGAAGCUGGCAAGAAGAGGCCACUGCCUGAUUCGAUCGAGGUGGAGGCCUCGAAGAAGCCGUGUUUGCUGAAAUCCACUCCGCUGGCGAUCAUAGAUGGUUCCGUGGCACCAUCACCUGGUGCUGGUGAUGGUCUUCCGGCCGAGGCCCCACGGCUCGAAGCGGAAAAGACGGAGAAAGCCACAAGCCAUACUGAUCUUGUGGCAUACAUGUCACCCAAGGAGCAAACUGCUGCCAUCAAUGCGGCAAAGGCAGCAAAAAAAGCUGCAGGGGAUCCGGAUGAUGAGGAGGCUGAGGCUUCUGAGGGUGAUGAAGAUGGCGACAACGAGGAUGAUGAAGAAGAGAAGGUUUCUAAGAAGCGGAAACCCAAGGCAAAGGGCCAAGCCAAGCCCAAAGCGAAGGCAAAAGCCAAAGGAAAAGCGAAGGCAAAGGCCAAGGCGAAAGCUAAGGCCGGAGCCAAAGCAAAGGCCAAAGCAAAAGCUUUGGCCGGUGCAGCAGUGGAGCCGGAGCAGCCAGAUGAUGAGGAUGAUGAUGGUGGCGAUGCCGGCAGUAAGCCAGCCAAGGCCAAGGGUGGUGGCAAAGGGAAACGUGCCAAGCCCGCUGUGGAUCCGGAGCCGCUUGGCAAGGCGGCAAAGGUGUCAAGGGGGCGGAAAGCCAAGAAGGCUGAGGUUGAAGCCCAGGAGCUUCCUCAGCCAGAGCUGGCUAGCAAGGUGGCACGCAGGGGGCGAAAGAGCGCGGACGAGGCUGCUGGGCCGGAGGCGGGUGAUGCAGCAAAGGGCGGUGGGAGACGAGUCAGCUGGGAGAAGCUGAUGGCCGAGGCCAGCACAGAUGCUGAGAAGGCUGACAUCGAGAAGCGAUUCCUGAAGAGUCGCAAGUCGAAUGCCUAUCACCAGGCCCUUACAAAGGGCUUGAAGGGUGGCAUGACGAAGGAGAAGGCCAUCGAGUAUGCCAAGGAG